AUGGAACCAGCCGCUCCCGACGCUCUGCGAUCGUCAGACAGCGCGUCUCGUUUGACCGAAACGUCGCUCGCAAGACUUCCGAAUCAUGCGACGGCGCACGAGAAGCCGCAACAGCGCAUCGUUCACAUAGGCGAUCCCGACCGUACGAUCCGAGAGGCCGAACUAGACGCAUCGGACGGCGGAGAAGGCCUGCUAGCGAGGUGGAGGAUACAUAGGAGCCGAUUGGCUAAUAACCGCAUCCGGACGAGUAAAUACACGCUGCUUACCUUCCUCCCUCGCAACCUAUUCGAGCAGUUUCAUCGCGUCGCGUACAUAUACUUCCUCGUCCUAAUCUUAAUCAACCAGAUCCCUCAGCUCGCGAUCUUCGGCCGUUACAUCUCCGUCAUUCCCCUGCUCUCCGUGCUGACGGUAACGGCUAUUAAAGACGCGUUCGAGGACUGGCGACGCCACCGCGCCGACGCGCGGGAGAAUGGGCGCGAGUGCUUCGUGUACCGCGGUGGCCAGUGGUGCUCUGCCACGUGGCAGAGCAUUCGCGUGGGGGAGCUGGUGCAUGUACGGGGGGACACGACAGUCCCGUGCGACAUCGUGCUUCUGGCGUCUAGCGAUCCGUCGGGUCGCGCGUUUGUGGAAACAAUGAAUCUGGACGGCGAGACGAAUCUCAAAACCAGAUACAGGUGCGAGGUGCGGAACACGGCGUGGGUGGAGGGCGUGGCAGUGUACACGGGCGGCGACUGCAAAGUGGUACUUAACUCCGUGGGCGCACAGUCUAAGCGCAGCCGCAUAGAGUCCCACCUAGACCGAGACAUGCUGCUACUCGCUCUCCUGCUCACCGUGCUCUGCCUGAUCUGCGCUAUUGGCAUGGGCGUGUGGCUUGGGAGUCACGACCUACCCGCUCUGCCGUAUUACGGCGUGGGGUACGAUUACCUGGGCGUGGGAGGGGAGGCGGCACUGAAUUUCUUUGCGACGCUGAUUCUGCUGCAGGUGCUGGUGCCGAUAUCGCUGUAUAUUUCCAUGGAGCUGGUGCGGAUCGUGCAGGCUGUGCUCAUGACGUGCGACCGGCACAUAGGGAAGGGGAGUGGUGGGGACAGUGGCGGCAAGAGCAGCAGCGGUGGUGGCGAUAGCGGCAGUGGGUUGCUGUGCCGUGCGUUGAACAUAAACGAGGAUCUGGGGCAGGUGAGGCACGUGCUGACCGACAAGACCGGCACGCUCACUGAGAACCGCAUGGCCUUCCACUCCUGCUCCGUCGCUGGUGUCGACCUGCACUCCCUCCCUGCACCUACCGGGAAAUCCUUUGAUGCUUCCACUUCUCCAUCACCUUAUUCUGCUGUUACUACUGUUGCUGCUGCUGCUGGUGCUGCUGCUGCUGAUGUGGAGGCUCGGUUGGUUGAGCCGCCUGGUGGUGUUGGUGGUUUGGGACCGCUGCAGCUGUCGGUGGGGCUGGCUCGAGAGUUUGCUGACGUGGCAGGGCCUGGUGCUGGCGCGGUGCUGGAUGAGUUCCUAUUGGUGCUGGCAGCGUGCAACAAUGUGGUGCCGACACGUGUCAGUGUGACAGCGAGCGGUGAGCUGGACAUGCAUGCUGUGGGCGAGGGGGAGGAUGACGUGGCAGAGGAGGAGGAUCGGGAGGAGGAAGAGGGAGAGGAGGAGAUUGAAAGGGAGGGAGAUGGAAGAAGGGAUGCUGGGGAGAAUCUCAAGGGGAAUGGGGGUGCCAGUGGGGGACCAAAUAUGGCAGCACAGAAUCAAAGUCCUCAUGCUGCUUCAUCUGUGGGUGCUGAUGUGGAACUGGGACUGCUUGACGCUGCAGCAGUGCCGACUGCUGACGUGGCAAGUGAUGACGUGGCAGAGGAACUGGGCGAGGUGAUUGAGUACCAGGGCGAGUCUCCGGAUGAGGUGGCGCUGGUGAAGGCUGCGGCCGGCAUGGGUUGGCAGCUAGUGCAGCGAUCAGAGCACCACAUUGUGAUCAACGUCAGAGGAAAAGACGAGAGGUACGAGGUGCUGGGCGUGCACGAGUUCGACAGCACACGCCGGCGCAUGUCCGUUGUCCUCCGCUGCCCGGAUGGUUCCGCGAAGCUUCUUGUCAAGGGCGCCGACAGCGCCGUUCUCAGCCGCGCCAAGUGCGAGGAAGAAACAGGGAAGAUUCUUGGGGCAGCAGAUGGAGGAGCGGGGAGGAAAGCAGUGGGGAAGGGCAUCGAGGAUAGGCUACAAGCGGGCGUGCCGGCAGCGCUACAGAUGCUGAGAGGGGCCGGCAUGAAGGUGUGGAUGCUGACUGGCGAUAAGGUGGAGACGGGUGUUUCUAUUGCUCGGUCGUGUGGGUUGGUGAGGAGAGAGGAUGGGGUUGUGCGGGUGAGCGCGGGGAGUGAGAGGGAGUGUGAGAGGAGGUUGAGGGAGGUAUGUGGGAUGGAGGGGGAUGGCGUUGGCGUUGGGCGAGCUGGGGGAGUGGGAGCGGUGGAGGGGGUGGGGGUUGAGAGAAGAGAGGGAGGAACAGCAGUGGAGGAGGAGGAGGGUGAUUGUAGGGAUGGUGCGAGCAGGAACAGCAGCAGUAGUAGCAUUAGUUGUGGCAGUAGCGAGUUCUUCCGAGCCUCACAGCGCUGCUCCGUGGUGCUGUGCUGUCGGGUGGCGCCCAUGCAGAAAGCUGCUGUGGUGGCACUCGUGAAGCAGCUGUCAGGGGAAUUAACCCUCGCUAUUGGUGAUGGAGCCAACGACGUGCCGAUGAUUCAGACAGCAGCUAUAGGGGUGGGCAUACGAGGGCACGAGGGCAGACAAGCGGUGAUGGCGAGUGACUUUGCCAUCUCGCAGUUCCGCUUUCUGGCCCGCCUGCUGCUGGUGCACGGGCAUUGGAACUACCACCGCAUGGCCUACAUGAUCGUCUACAACCUCUACAAGAACACUGUAUUCGUGCUGCUGCUCUUCUGGUACCUCACCCAAACUGCCUUCUCCACCACCUCAGCCAUCGGCCAGCUAAGCCUCAUGUUCUUCUCCCUCACCUACACCACGCUCCCCACCGUCGUCGUCGCCUCCAUCGACCAAACCCUCCUGCCCGCCCGCCUGCUCGCCUGGCCGCAGCUCUACGGCGCCGGGCAGCGCGAGGAAACUUACAACCUGCCCGUGUUUCUGGCUGCCAUGCUGGAUGCCACGUGGCAGAGCCUGGUGCUGUUUCUGGUGGGCGUGGCGAGCGUGGGUGGGCUGGAAGGGGACAUGUGGGCGUUGGGGCAGACGUGGUUGGUGGCGCUGGUGCUGGUGGUGACGGUGCAUCUUGCGAUGGACAUCCGACGGUGGACAUGGCUCCACGCGGCUGCGAUUGCGAUCUCUAUACUCGUUACAGUGGUCUCGAUACUUGUUAUUGACUACAUCCCUCUGCUACCUGAAUACGGGUCGUUCCGAUUCGCCAUCGCCACGUCAACUUUCUGUGGUUCUGUUGCGGGUGGCAGUGGUGGUGAUGGUGGUGGCAUUGGCAGUAGUGGUGCUGGAAGUGCGGGUGGCACUGGUGCCGGUGGUGCGGAAAGCAGUGAUUCGGUUGGAGCGGCCAACAACCUGAGUGGUGGUGGUAGAGCAGGAGGGGUUAGUGCGGGCGGUGCUGGUGGUGCGAGCGGCGGUGGCGCCUGUAAUGCGGGUGGCGGUGGUGGCGGUAGAAUUGGCAGCAGUGGUGCUGGUAACACGGGAGGCAGUGCGUCGGGUAAUGCGGGUGGCAGUGGUGGCAGUACUGUAGCCCGCAAUGGGGCGGGUGGUGAUGGUGCCUGUAGUGCCGGCAGCAGUGGUGCCGUUGGUGGCGGUGCUGUGAGGUGCCAUAGCGGAUCGGGUGGCAGCACGAGAAGCAGCUCGAGUCGUGAUGCGAGGAGUGCGAGUGGCAGCAGCUGA
This is a messenger RNA of Closterium sp. Yama58-4, 3852 nucleotides long. The record is from the annotation of a GenBank genome assembly. NCBI's taxonomy places the organism in Eukaryota, Viridiplantae, Streptophyta, Zygnematophyceae, Desmidiales, Closteriaceae.